CGGGUCAGAAGCGGAAGAAGAGAAGCCCGAGCACGAACUCGAUCACCUGAUCGGGCGAGUCGAUCGGGUAAGACCCACCCGAUUUCCAGAGAAGAAGUUUCGAUGGGAAAGAGACCUGCAGAAGAGGAUGUUGAUGAAUCGAUGGUGGAUAUGGAGCCUAGGAGGGUAGUGGCUCCAAGGAAGACCAAGAACUUGCCCCCUCCAGAAGAGCUUUAUGCAAUGUUUAAGCGCCAAAAGUUCGUUGGAACUCGCUAUCCUCACCGGCAAACGAUGAAGGAGCUGGGCAUAGCAAGAGAUAUCGAGUUUCUGUUCCAGAGAAGCGGCCUUGGCUCAUUCAUGACCAAAAACUUGGAAGCCUACGACGAGGAGACAUGUUACGUGUUAGCUUCACUUCAGCUCCAUUUCUACGAGGAUGAAACCGAGUUUCACGCAGAUGACUGCCUUGGAUACAUCACCUUCAGCGUGAAGGGCACUACCUAUUCUCUCACGUUUAAGGAAGUUGAGAACCUCUAUGGGUUCUUGCAAGCAAGCGGGAUGAGCCAAGAUGUGCUUAAGGAGAAGAUCAAGUCUGUUUGGAAAACAAUUGGAGAUGGGAAGGAGUACACCUCUUCGAAAUCCAAGAGCGCCCAAAUCCGAAACCCAGCUGUGAGGUAUUUCCAUAAGUCUUUGGCUAGUAUGAUUUUUGCUAGAAAGGAAACCGGGAAUGUGAAUGAGAGUGAGAUCCAGCUCAUAGAUAUAGCACUGAGUGGUGUAUUGCCAAGUACUAGGGAUAGUAGAGAACUAGUAGGAGAUAGAACGGAUGGUAGCAUGGUCUUGGUUUUGUUAGACCAGCUGAUGUACUGCAACGAUUGGGUAUUAAAGGCUGUUAGGAGAGGUGUGCAAGGAAAGCUCAGUAUUGGUGGACUAGUCACCCCGUUAUUGGUAGCUUGUGAUGUUGAAUUACGGGGUAAAGGAAGUGGAACAAGUUCCAAAGCAAGACUAUCAAGGCAUUGAAAAACAUUGUGAAGGAUCUUGCCGGAACAGUUAAGGAUAUGGGGGAGCAGAUUAAGGAGCUUCAGAACAAGGUUGGAGACUCAACCUCCACUACAGCCAUGCCUAGUGGUUUGGGGAGGAGUGCAUCAGUCAGGACACCUACCAAAUCCAACCUACUAGUUAGCCCGCCUAGAGCCUCAUUUGAUCCGAGGAGAAGUCUGUUCAGAACCAGAAGGGAACCGGGAGCUGACAAGAGCACCUCACCCGAACGCACACCCGAUCGGGCCGGCUCUUCACGCCCAGUCGGGUCAGCCUAUCACCUCGCAGUCGACUCUGAAAAUGUCCAAACCGAGCAUGUAGAAGCAGGCCUCGACGUCAUGAGCUCGUGGUUUGGACCACCCAAGAGAAUUGCAGGAACACACCAAAAAUCGUAGGAACACAACGAAGAAUAAAAAUGACCAGACACUAAGAGUGUGAAUUCUUCAAACCUGUUCAGGAACGCAGCAACAACAUUCGUCCCCAUCAGUAUAUGAAAAACUCAACCGAGUCUCCCUUUAUGAGAUAGAUGCAUCACCAGGAGAGAUUGUACAAAGACAAAGAACCAUAGGAGAGAAAAAAAAACAUUGAA
This is a messenger RNA of Capsella rubella, 1600 nucleotides long. RefSeq lists its product as uncharacterized. Bases 103 to 993 code for a protein of 296 amino acids. Lineage: Eukaryota; Viridiplantae; Streptophyta; Magnoliopsida; Brassicales; Brassicaceae. The transcript is spliced from 2 exons. The record is from RefSeq and is a predicted model, not a curated record.